AUGUCUCCUACACUCCUUCGCCUUGGCGCUGCCGCCUUGGCCUGCGCCGGUGGCGUCUUCGCCGACAGGUGGCAGCUCCAGGAUGUCUACAACUCCAACAACUUUGUUGACAACUUUGACUUCUUCACGGACCCGGACCCUACCCACGGCCAUGUAGUUUACCAGAGCAGGGCCAACGCUGAGAAGAAGGGCCUCUUCUCCACGAGCGGCGGCGAGGUGUACCUGGGUGUCGACUCCAAGACGAAGCUCGCCGACAACGUCGGGCGUGACAGCGUCAGGGUCUACUCCAAGUCUACCUUCAACAAGGGUCUGUUCAUUGGCAGGUUCAACCACCUCCCUAAGAACACGUGCGGUGUCUGGCCCGCUUUCUGGACCGUUGACGACACCAACUGGCCCUUCAAUGGAGAGGUCGACAUCCUCGAGGGAUGGAACGACGACCCCCUCAACAAGCCCGCCUUCCACAUGGGCAAUGCUGCCAAGUACGGCAAGUGCACGAUCGACAACGUCAACCAGACGGGCAGCGUCGUUACCAGCAACUGCGACAACCAGUACCAGAGGCCGCCGCAGCAAUGGGAGAACCAGGGCUGCGUUGUCUCGGACAACAACGGCCCCUGGGGCGCCCAGGACGGCGGUGUCUUCGCCAUGGAGUGGACCAAGAACGCCAUCAAGCUCUACACGUGGAAGUCUGGCAAGGAGCCCGCCAACAUCGAGUCCCAGACCGUCGACACCUCCACCUGGGGCCUGCCGGUGGCCAGCCUGAGGAGCGACAACUGCGACGUCGACGGCAUCUUCAAGAACCAGCGCCUCGUCCUCAACAUUGCCCUGUGCGGUGACGCCGUCCAGGGCAACUGGGGUGGCUGCGCGGCCUCGACCGGCCAGCAGCUCUGCUCGACCUACAUUUCUCGCAACCCCCAGACGCUCACCAACGCCUUCUUCAAGAUCAAGGACAUUCGCGUCUUCAAGACUGCGCCCCCGGCCCCGACCACGACCUCGACCACGAGCAAGGUGUCUUCGACCUCGACGACCAAGACUUCCUCCUCGACGUCUACGACCACGAGCAAGACCUCCACGACGACUUCGUCCACGGCCGUCUCUACUUCGCCUUCUUCGACCAAGGCUUCGUCGACCACCGCCUCUUCGACCACUUCUUCGACAACUUCUUUCACCACGGCGACGACCUCGACCUCCACGACCGGCUCGCCGGCGACGAAGCCUGGUGAGGCCAACCAGUCGGGCACCUCGUCUGUCUCCUCAUCCGCUUCUGCUUCGUCCUCUUCUAGCGCGCAGUCCUCGAACACGCAGUCGACCACAUCCAGCUCGUCUGUCGCUUCCACGGCUUCUGUCUCGUCUGCUUCUAGCGUUCAGUCCUCGAACACGCAGUCGGCCACAUCCAGCUCCUCUGUCGCUUCCACGGCUUCUGCCUCGUCCUCUUCAAGCGUUCAGUCUUCCGUUACGGAGACCACCACGCCCAGCUCUUCGGCGGUUUCCUCCACGACUCCUUCUCCUACCGUGUCCCAGGGCUCCUCGACCUCGGCCGUCGACGUGACCAGCUCGCCUGCCGUCACCUCUUCGGUUGAGAUGACCACCUCAACGGUCUACACGACGACUGUCCGCACGGUCACCAAGUGCCCGCCUUCGGUCCCUUGCCCCACGGGUGGUUAUGUCACUACUGAGACCAUCCCCCUGUACACGACCGUGUGCCCCGUCACUCCUACGACCACCCCCGCGCCGUCGGCUACUUCGAGCCCGUCCGCUGGCUCCUCUGUCAGUGCCAGCUCUUCGGAAGAGAUGACUACGUCGACGGUCUACACGACGACCGUUCGCACCGUGACCAAGUGCCCGCCUACGGUUCACUGCCCCACGGGCGGCUACGUUACGACCGAGACGAUCCCGCUCUACACGACGGUGUGCCCCGUCACUGCUACGAAGACGGACUCCCACAAGCCGACGACGCCGGCGCAGACCAACAAGCCCGGCCACAGCCAGGGCCCGACGACCAUCACCACCAAGGUGACCAAGGUCUACACCAUCACGAGCUGCGCCCCGACCGUGACCAACUGCCCCAUCGGCCACGUCACUACCGAGGUCAGCACGACGACGUACUGCCCCGGCGAGCAGACGGGCGUUCCUACCGGCCCUGGCUCCGUCCCCGUCUCGUCUGCGGUCCCGGUUCCUCCCACGAGCCAGAUCCCCGCCACAUUCGAGACGCACACCAUCCCGCAGCCCACUGGCGGCCGCAACUCGACGGGCAUCUACAAGCCCACCGCGACGGCCCCCGCGCCCUGCGUUGGCCCCGCGUGCCCUCCCGGCGGCAGCAGCGUCGCCCCGACCGGCAGCAUCCCGCCGGUCCAGACGCCCGGCGGUAACGAGGGCUGCACGGGCCCCGACUGCAAGCCCCCGGUCGUCGUCGGCGGCGCUGGCAAGGUGGGCUUCAGCGGUCUCGCCGUCCUGGGCGCCGUUGUGGCCAUGAUGAUGUAG
Messenger RNA from Purpureocillium lilacinum, 2478 nucleotides. RefSeq names its product glycoside hydrolase 18 protein. NCBI's taxonomy places the organism in Eukaryota, Fungi, Ascomycota, Sordariomycetes, Hypocreales, Ophiocordycipitaceae. Gene Ontology annotation, molecular function: hydrolase activity, hydrolyzing O-glycosyl compounds. The record is from RefSeq and is a predicted model, not a curated record. Gene Ontology annotation, biological process: glucan catabolic process.